Caenorhabditis remanei is the source of this 1335-nucleotide messenger RNA. RefSeq lists its product as uncharacterized. Gene Ontology annotation, biological process: negative regulation of DNA-templated transcription; regulation of transcription by RNA polymerase II. The coding region runs from base 1 to 1335 and encodes 444 amino acids. The record is from RefSeq and is a predicted model, not a curated record. NCBI's taxonomy places the organism in Eukaryota, Metazoa, Nematoda, Chromadorea, Rhabditida, Rhabditidae. The transcript is spliced from 4 exons. Gene Ontology annotation, cellular component: nucleus. Gene Ontology annotation, molecular function: DNA-binding transcription factor activity, RNA polymerase II-specific; metal ion binding; RNA polymerase II cis-regulatory region sequence-specific DNA binding.
AUGUCAGAAAUCGAUGAUCUCAAAAGUCAAAUUACACGUGUAGGAAACUUGAUCGAAAUAGAAACGGAUGAAGAGAGUCUGAGAGAUUUGGAACAAGCAAAAGCAGAUUUAGAAGAACUUGUAGCUUUGUUAGAAGAGGAAAAAGAAGAAGAGGCAGGGCCAAGUGAACAGAUAAAAGAAGAAGCAGCAGUUGAUGAAAAAGGAAAAAUAUCUUAUGGAAAAUCAAUGGGAAAAGAAGAAACUGACGGAGAUGACGACGAUAACUCGCCUGACAAUAUUCUCGGCUCCAGAUGCAUGGUACCUUUUGUUUCCGAUCGAUCACUUCCACUUCACACUGCAAUCAUCAUGGAAAUCGAAUCAUCGACUCGUGUUCGUGUUCUGUUUUCUCAUCCAACAUGCAUUGCAAUGAAGCCAUGCUCUCAUUUCCUUUCUUCGAAUUGUCGAUACAGUGAGAAUUGUCGUUUCAGCCAUGGAUAUUCUGUUGAAUUAGAACGAAUUGAAGAUUAUCAAGAACCAGAUUAUUCUUCAAUUGUAGAACAAGGACUUGUAUUGGUGAAAGGUGAAAAAAAUUUAUGGGAAAUGGGAAGAAUUAGUGCAAUCGAUGGACAGAAUGUGGCUGUGAAAUUGUUGACGAGUGGUAGUGAAGUAUCGGCAAAACGUGGGGAUUUGGUACCUCUGGGAGAAGUUGAAGAACAAGAAAAAGAUGGAUCAUGGAUGGAAUUGAAGCAAGAAACACUUGGAAAUGUAUCAGUUGGAGAGUUGGGGAAAUGGAAUGGAGGAGGAGGAAUCGGGAUGAAAUUAAUGAUGAAAAUGGGAUAUAAGGUUGGAGAUGGACUCGGAAAGCGAAGCGAUGGAAUUGUUCAUUCGAUUCAAGCGAGGAUUUGUGCAAAGAAUGCGUCACUCGAUGAAGUAAUGAAUAGAAAACGAAAAGUUGUCGAUGGAAAAGAGAAACACAAAACGAAGAAAAUCAAAAAAUUGAAUACUUCUGAUGAAUCAGAAAAAGACAUCUUCGCGUUCAUCAAUAGAAAAUUAGAAAAAAAAUCGGAGAGAACACUUGCUGAUGUGAGAAAAGAAAAAGAAGAGAUGGCUGGUUAUUCUGCAAAAUCUCUUGGCGCGAAAAAUCUUGAUCUGGAAUCUGAAAUGAAGCAAUUAGUAGGAAAACAGAAGAAGCUGAGAGAUGGAAUUCGUCGAAAUCAAAAUGAUAAGAAUACAGUGGCCAAAAUGACAGUAUCCCUUCUAGAGGUUGAUGAAAAAAUUGCGAGUGUAAAUCGGAAAUUAAGAAGAGUGAAAGAUGAAGUCAGUUCGAGAAAUUCAAAACGGAAAGACGAGUUUUAA